CUCAGACUAACGACUUGCCAUGGCUGAAACCACGUUCAGUUCCUUCGCAGUAGUUGGUGCUGGAGGUAGCGUUGGGAAACACAUAGUUGAAAGUCUUAUAGCGAAGAACGUCAACGUCCUCGUCCUUACUCGUCCUUCAUCCUCCUCUGCUCCGUCGGGCCCCCGUGCGAAAGUCGAACGUGUCGAGUACACCGACAUUGUCGGUGUCGCGCGUGUUCUGCAGGAGCACAACGUCGAGGUGCUCAUCUCGGCGCUUCCAUUUGAAGACCUGCCGGCGCAGGAGCCGCUCGCGAAGGCGGCGCUGCAGGCGGGAUGUGUGAGGUUGUUUGUCCCGUCCGAGUACGGAAUGCCGACGGAGGGUGGGGAGGAGGCGAUUUUGCUGCAUAAGGAUCGGUAUACGAAGAUGCUGAAGGAGCUCGGGAUGCCUUCUCUGCGCCUCUAUUCAGGUCUCUUUGCGGAGUGGAUACCGAUCAUAGGCUGCGUCGCGGAGAAGGGCAAGUUCCUGCUCGUCGCAAAAGGCGAUACCCCGAUGUCUGUUACGACCAUGUCCGACGUCGGUGGCUAUCUGGCGCAUAUAAUCACAACGCUGCCUCCGUCUAAGCUCCUCAACACCGUCUUUCGCAUUGAAGGCGACAGGGCUACUCUGAAUGAGUUUGCGGUGCUUUAUGAGAAGGCGGACGUGUCCAUUCAGCACGCAGAGAAGAUCCCGGAGGACGUGAAGGACGCGUUUGUGAGGGAUUAUCUCCAGCAACGCUCGGAUACUGGUGGUGUGAGCACGCGGUGGGAUAUUGUCUCGGGUAGGGAAAUGGAGGGCGAGGAAGGGAAUAUGAAUGGGCUUUGGGAGGGGCAUGUGUGGACGAGUGUUAGGGCCUUGCAUGCGCUGUAAGCUGUAGGUAUGUUUGUGGUGAGGACGUUCUAGCAUGGUAUUAUCUGGUAUGUAUUGUCAAGCGAAGAAAACAAGGAUCGACUAGAGGUCGUUGUAUUUUGGCCUUUUCGCUUAAGUUUUCGACAUCGGUUGCCAUUGUCC
Messenger RNA from Coniophora puteana RWD-64-598 SS2, 1027 nucleotides. RefSeq names its product NAD(P)-binding protein. Bases 20 to 886 code for a protein of 288 amino acids. The transcript is spliced from 5 exons. The record is from RefSeq and is a predicted model, not a curated record. NCBI's taxonomy places the organism in Eukaryota, Fungi, Basidiomycota, Agaricomycetes, Boletales, Coniophoraceae.